AUGAGUUGGCAACACAUAGCAGCCGACAUACUGCCCUAUUACGAUUAUACCGUGGGUAUCAUCUCCUAUAUUUUGAAUUGCCUGGUAAUUUACUUGGCCAAAACGCAGAUGCAUAAAGGCACCGCCGAAUACAAGACAAUCUUGUAUCUGAAUUGUGGAGUGGAUCUGAUUUUCACCACCGUCAGUAUAAUUACAAGAACUGUAUGUUUUUUUAAUCUUUGCAUUUCAAAUGUUUUCGCUCCGAAAGUCACCAAAUUCUACUCUUCAUGGUAUACUACGCACAAUUUUCAGAUGUGCGAUGUUCAAGACGGCAUUUUUUUCAUUCUAAGCACCGGGCCUCUGGCCGACGUACCUCAGCCGUAUGCGGCAAUCAUAGCGUUCAUCUGGUCGUGGGCAUUUAUGCUUACCGUGGUUACGGUACCUAUUCAAUUUCUUUAUCGCUACAGCCAAAUAUGCCUCAAAAAUCAGAUCACCACCAAACAAUAUGUCCUGAUUUACGGCGGAUUUAUUUUGGCGGUCGCAGUGCACCUCGUGGCGGGAUUUCAUAUUUACGUGACGGAUCCAGAAGCACUGAAGGAGUAUGAGCAUUUGUUGCGACGGAAUCCGAUGUUUAGAGAGAACAUGCCUGUCUUCAAUGUGGCGAUUACGGUAAAACACGGCUAAUAUAAGCCUGUCUGUAAAACAGUGGCCGUCGCAAAACGAUGAUGGGCGGUUACAAGGCGCGUCGAAUCCACAUUAUUUUCCCGAAUAAUAUCAGUUUGUCGGGAAAGUAAUGAGCACAAUGUUGCUGCGCCAAUCGCGUCGUUGAAGUGUCAUGAUUUCCCCCGACAGACUGAUAAUAGUCAUGAAUUGAUACUGCUGCGGUAGCACGCCCUACGAACAUAAUAUCAGUCUGUCGGGAAAACAAUGUGGAUUUGCCCGAGAAAAUUUUCUCGCUUUGCCGUAGCCGUGUACCAAACCCCUAGCCCCUUACAGCCGCCGCAACGUUAUGAAGGACGGUUCCAAGGCGCGGCGAAUCCACCUUAUCUUCCAGACAGACUGAUAGGUAGCAUUUUGUCUCACAGUUAUGCUGGUAUGUCCUAUUCUUUCAGACCUCUCUAAUCACACAACUCCACAUGUUGAACACCAUGCUCAUUGUUUGCGUUGCCUAUGCGGUAGCCGUCUAUUGCGCGGUAAAGACGCUGAAACGCCUAAACGAAAGCCAAGACUCGUUUUCGGAAGCCACACGGGCCGCACAGCGGCAGUUCACCAUAAUCAUGUUUGUGCAGGUAAAUCAACCAAAAAGUUACGUCUAGAAGAACGAGUUUAGGCGAUCAACCCUCUUGUCAUGCUGAAUAUACCGAUUUGUCUGGCAUAUUCGUUGACUCUGCUGAAUGUGACGGUCAGUGGGCUCACGCUGAUGAUGGCACCAUUCCCCAUUUUUAUUCCAAUUGUCAAUCCGCUCUGCGUAAUUCUUGUAAUUCCCAACUUCCGACGAUUCGUUUUUUGUCGGAAAGGGAAACAUGUGCAAAUCGCAACAACCUCUCAAAUCAUCUCAACCAAAACGACAAUGACACCCUCUGAAUAAUUUCAAAUUAUCUAUAUAAUACAUGCAAUAUUGAACAUAUUUUGAUAAUAAACUCACAACGGAGUGAUCCCAAGUGCGACGCUCCGAUUUUCUUUAAAUUUUACAGAGAUUUUGGGCAUGGGCAGGGGUGGCCCGCUUAGGCCCACCCGGCCCGUUUAUGCCCGUCUUACUUUUCCCGCAAAUUGCGAUAUCUCGUUUUGGUGAAGAGAUAUCAAAAAUCUGAUAACAUCUUAAAGGGUCAGCACUCCUCUAAACCUAGGGCUAGCCGAAGUUUCAAGGCCAUCCGGUUACUGAGAAAAAAAACGCGGGGUUUUUUUUCGAAAAAACGGGCCCAGACGGGCCAGGGGGCCACCAUAGGCCACAUAUCAAUUCCUGAAAGUUGUAGCUCGCUCUUUGCAGGGAGAGUCGAGAUUUUGAACGAUCUUUGCGGCCGAGAGAGCACACGCAAUUCUAUCGAUGCAAGGCCUAUAUAGGAAACGUAGAGAGCCAUAAAAAAAGUGGUUCGAGGCGCCAACGAGGCCUGUGAAAGCCGUUGAAUGCUCGGCGGACGUUCGGCGAAGGCUCGGUGGAGACCUACAACAUGACCACCCUCUCGCAGCCAUUGCUAACACUGUUUUUCAUAAUCCUGGGUUAUUGUCGCAUGGAGAAGACCAAAACAUCCUCCAAAAAACAAAGAUCCGUAAGUAUGUUAAAGCAUGGCUGCAAUUAUGGCCCAUAAAUAAUAAGCAAUUUAAUUUUGGACUGCAUAGUCGGCGCGCACUUUUUGUUUUGUCGCCGUUUGCAAAUUGGCGGUAAAGCCUUCACGGAGGCUCUAAAACUGUGAUAGCGCUCGUUGAAAGAAGUGGCUAAUUUUGUACUGCUUUUGUAGGCUGAUAAUAGUCGACGCCCAUGCGAAUUAACCUCACAGUAAGCGCGGCUGCAAUGUGAGUCUGAAAAAUUUUGAAGGCCCGGCUCGGUCGCGCCAUGUAAAAUUUCGUGUUCUUGUAGAAAAUUUUUCAGCAAAAAAUGAGUUGGCAAGACGUAGUAGCCGACCUACUGCCAUAUUACGAUUACACCGUCGGUAUCACUUCCUAUAUUUUGAAUUGCCUAGUAAUUUACUUGGCCAAAACGCAGAUGAACAAAGGUACGGCCGAAUACAAGACAAUCUUGUACCUGAAUUGUGGAGUGGAUCUGAUUUUCAACACUUUUAGUACGAUCACAAGAACUGUAGGUUUUAAAUUUGCGCAUUUCAAAUUUCUUUGUUCCAGAACGUAGCCCAAACUUACUCUUCAUGGUAUAUCAUGUACAAUUUUCAGAUCUGCGAUGUUCAAGACGGCAUCUUUUUCAUUUUAAGCACCGGCCCUGUGGGCAAGGUACCUCAGCCGUAUGCUGCAAUAAUUUCAUUCAUCUGGUCAUGGGCCCUGUUUCUCACCGUAGUUACCGUGCCCAUCCAAUUCCUCUACCGUUACAGCCAGCUCUGUCUCAAAAAUCAAAUCACCACCAGAACGUAUGUCCUGAUUUACGGUGGAUUCAUGUUGGCGGUCGUAGUGCACCUCGUGGUGGGAUUUCAUGUCUACGUGACGGAUCCAGCUGCUUUGAAGGAAUAUGAGCCUUUGAUGCGGAGGAAUCCAAUGUUCAGAGAGCACAUGCCCGUCUUCACUGUGGCGAUUACGGUAAGCAAUGGCUAAUAAUAGUCACUUUUUUCUCACAGUUAUACUGGAAUGCCUUUUUCAGACCUCCCUAAUCACACAACUGCACAUGUUGCACUCUAUGCUUAUCGUUUGCGUCGCCUACUCGGUGGUCGUAUAUUGUGCAGUCAAGACGCUACAACGCCUAAAAGACACGCAAGAUUCCCUUUCCAAAGAAACACUAGCCGCGCAGAGACAGUUGACAGUCAUCAUGUUCAUACAGGUAAGCCAAAAUUACUGGUCUAAAAAAAGUGCCUAGGCGAUAAACCCUCUGAUCAUGCUGAACAUGCCCAUUUGUCUAUCGUUUACGUUGACCCUCCUGAAUGUGACGGUCAGUGGGUUUUCGUUUAUCAUUUCGCCACUCCCCUAUGUCAUCCCAAUCGUCAAUCCGCUAUGCGUGAUUUUUGUGAUUCCCAGCUUUCGCAGGUUCGUUCUAUGCCAGAAGGGAAAACAUGUGAAAAUUGCAACAACCUCUCAAGUCAUCUCAACCAAAGGCUAACGUCCGAAUGACUGUAGAUAUUUCUAUGUUUACUCUGUAAUAAACGCUUCGAUCCUCUAAUCUUUAAUCUCAAGCAGUUGAAUACUCCUCGGGACAUACAAGUCGCGCCAUAAACUCCGAAGAAUUUUGUCGGAAACCGUAGCAAACACUCUGUCCGAUUCCACCUCCGCCCUGACCGAGAGACGAAAAGAAUUAAAAACGAGAAUGGCUUGUGGUCUUGUGUUGGUAUCUGCACCGAAUACCCUCUGCAACUUUCUACCUGAAAAUACUUGGCCUUCCUAGUGGAAGGUUGCUGAAGUGGAAUGCGGGUCUUCGACGCGAAAUUGUUCCCGCAAGAUUGGCAGCGUGAAACAGAUAAGCUCGGCUCGAAUAAAUGUUUUUAUCAACGACGGAAAUCAACUGCAGCAGAAACAAUAAAGUAAAACUCCAAAACAAUAUGAAACUCUCACAACAACAACAACAACGCAACCACAACGCUUUAAAAACAACUACAACAACAAAACACCACCAACAGCCGAAUCCGAUCUCUGUCUAAUUGAAUUGAAAUGGAGAAAGAUUACGGUUCCUUGAUUCAGAGACUUCGCUUCGGAACCGCUCCAUAGAAUAUUCUCGAACGUCGGUACGAAAAAUCUGGGGAAUCAGUUGACACGCGGGGACACCUCUCCCUCUCUCGCCCUCUCUGACUUCAGAAAUUACAUCGAGUUGAAAUAAAUAUGAUUUGAACUCCAGAUUCGGUGAAAUCCGACACCGUGUAAUUCUACGGACUUUAUGUCGCGACUAGCAAUGUAUGCCGACCUUUUUCCGCUAUUUUACGCGCGUCAAACUUGAAGUCUCGUCAAUCCAACGUGACAUGUAUGGCCGUCUACACGCCAAUUUGUCUACACACAAAAAAUGGAACAAAAAAUGUCGUCAAAACCGGAGUCUUUGAACGAUCUCUCAAAUUUAAGGAACCCUUACGCUUUGAAGUAUGGGCCUUGAUAACCCGUAAAAAUUUUAAAACUCGGCCCAUUCUUUUGAAACAAAAAAAUUCAAUUUAAUUUUCGUUGCCGGAGGAUUUUGUAAGAAAUUUUUUUUGCUUACAGUUAGUUUGUUAUAUAGUUGCAAGACGCGCUUGGAAACAGCAUCAUACACUAGUCUAAACAACCAAACGAUUAAACAACGUUUUCACAUUUUGUCCAUAAAGUGCAAAUACGUGGAAAACGUGUCAAAAACGGCUAAAAUCAGGCCUUUUCGUGUUAAAACUAUACUUAAAAGCCCUUGACCUUUUGACAAGGAAAGUACUUUUAUGGGGGCUCCUACUUUUUGACGGGACAUAGCUCAAAAAAUCAGAAAAAAUGUGCUGAUCAAGGAUAUAUAAAUCUUAGCUGCCCAUUUUGGGCUUUUAGGGGUGAAAAUGCCCAAAAACUGGCUCAAUUUCCCUACAAAAGGCGCAUGCAUUCGAAACGAUAAAAAGCGCAGUCGGUCUCUUCCUUCGAAAGAGAGCGGUGUGGCCGAGUGGCUAGUGCCGUAGUCUGGGAAUCAAGAGGGGGAACGCCGCACGGGUUCGAUUUCCCUUUUGGGCCGAAUCAACUUUUUUUGAAGCUGAAGGUCGGAAAAAUAAAUUUUUGGGCCAAGACUGAUUUAUUACGUCUUAGAAACUCAAUAAACAUCAUUUUAAGCCAAAAUAAAAAUUGUAAACCCGUGAAAAAUUUGGCGAAAAGGGGUUCAUAUAGGACUUUAAGUCAACUUCCGAUUGAGUUUUCACCCCUAAAAACCUAAAAUGGGCAGCUAAGAUUUAUAUAUCCUUGAUCAGCACAUUUUUUAUGAUUUUUUGAGAUAUGUCACGUCAAAAAGUAGGAGCCCCCAUAAAAGUACUUUCCUUGUGAAAUGAAAGAGUGGGAAGAAGUUCAAUGGCCUCUUCUUUUCAAAAAAAAAUAAAAAUAAAUGCAACUUUCCUCCUCAGAAGAAUGCUGUUUUUGGUCAGCAAAGGAGGUAUUUAGCAGCAUUUGGAAAGUUUGAUUAACACAACAGGAGAUUUUUUCGGUUUUGGCCAUUAAAUCCUGUCCCGCGCUGUGCAACUUGCACGUACUAUGGGGGACCUGAUCCAGAGGCAAAAAACGAAGCAUAUGUUUAUAACGGCAUAAUAACAAUAAAUAGCAUAGCAGAACACGACAUACUUUGGUUUGGAAAUUUAGCAACAUUUUUGGAUAAUUAAGUAAUUUCCGGUGGAUACUGGCCGCGGCAAAAAGUCACUGGAAUUUUCUGCGACUGUGCAUGAACUCGAAAAGACAUUUUGUAUCCGGGAAGUAUCAAAAAUGUGGUAAAAUGCUUCCUUCUCCAAGUUAAAAAACUCCGAUUUCAAAAGCGCGUCCGCUCUUUUUGCGAGGGAGCCCUUCAAAACAAAUUUUUUUCACUUAGAAAGGGAAGCAUUUUGCCACAUUUUUGAUGCUUCCCGGAUCCAAAAUGUCUUUUCAAGUUCAUGCACAGUCGCAGAAAAUUCCAGUGACUUUUUGCCGCGGCUAUUAUCCACCGGAAAUUACUUUAUUCUCCAAAAAUGUUCCCAAAUUUCCAAACCAAAGUAUGUCGUGUUCUGCUAUGCUAUUUAUUGUUAUUAUGCCGUUAUAAACAUAGCGAGUUUGGUCCUAAUUGGCACACGUUGGACUGAGAGAGAGCAGGGGCUCACAACACAUACAUUUAUUACGUGGAGUGCUAUUAUCAUUUUCGUAAAUUGCAUGGGCAUUUUUUCGCUUUCGCACAGUGAACUUUGGAUUUUUUUCGCUAGAUUGUCGACAACGCACAGUGCAAUUUUCUCUCUUCGCGCCGUGCAAAAAUCAGGUUAUAAAAUAUGUUUUUUGUCCUGCUAUGCUAUAUUUAUGUCUUUGCGGUCGUUAGCUUUCAAAACAUUGCAUUUUGUGUAUCUACGUACAAUCCCAAUCCGUGGACAAAGUUCACUCAACGCUCUUCCAGGGCGACCAGAAAAACAGCGAGUGUUUUGUACAUAAAACGCACGUUUCUCGAAGGUGUUCGUAAUGUGUCAAGACCUUAAUACCAUGCAUCGUUGCUUGUUUGCCCAACCACGAGCCUCGCGUGGUCUUUGCAGAAAUGGACCUAAAAUUGUAUCCCAGUUCUGUUUUCGCUCAAGUUAAUUAAAACCACGUGGAAAUUGCCCGUUGAAGCGUGUUAAUUGUACUAUUCAAACAUCGAUAGGAUCCGCUUCGUAUAUUGGAUGUUGCAAAAAACACAGUUUGGUUGUAGCCUUUCCAUACCAUAAACUUUGUCCUUGCGGGCACAUGGUUUUGAAGUUUUUUCCUUCAAUUUUGAGAGGGAUGUACGCAAAAUGCAGUUACCUCAUCUCACAGGUUUGCAGCUAGGAUAGGGAGGUACAGGCAAAAAAAUUAAGACGUUAAAACUUUUUUAUGGAAGUUGAAGGCUUACUGUGUUGCCUUUGAGACGAAUUUUUCUUAAAAUUUUGGCUCCAGCGCUCAUGUUUUCUUGGCGUCCCGACACUUCCGGGAACCACCUUGCGGGCAGCCACUUUGCGGACUUUUACCGAUUAGAAUUACGAUUUUUCUAUCGCAAUCUACCUAGCCUGAUAGAAAUUUUGAACAUACCGCUCCCUGGUACCCAGGAAUACCAGGGAGCUAUAUAUUGAAGAAUUACGAAUAUAUUGAACUCAUCCUCUGCUUUCAAAGUUAUGGGAGUUGAUUUUCGAAAAAUGGUUUGGCAUUUCAUGUUGUAAGCAAUUGUUGACUGAUUUCCUUUCGUGCCCGCAGGAUCUCCGUGGUUCUUCUAGCUGGCCCCAAAGUGGUUGCCCGCCCUCAGGUUUCCUUUACAUUUUAGGGCCAAACCAUCGAAAUUUAGUCGCACGCUUUGCAGGAUCAGCCCACAAGUGAAUUGCGAAGCUCGAAUUUUCUUUUUUUCUUUAAUUUUUGCACACAGUAAGUUCUUAGGCCAUUUAUUAAUUCCUGAAAAAUUUUCGCUUGUGCUUUGCAGAGAAGACAUACAUUUUUGAGCGGAACAAUUGAUUUUUUAAAAAAAUUGGUCUUUAACCUUGCAAUAAGCUGAUUUUUUUCAGGAUAAACUAAACACUUAGUUUAUCCUGAAAUUUGAUAAACGUUUAUCCGUUCCGGGCAUAAACUACAUAUCAAUUCCUAGAAAUUCACACAGUUUUAGGCUUUACCUUUCUCCGGGUUCGUGCGGAAGAGAUCUGUUUUUUUGUGGAAACAUUACUCUCUACAGUAAAAACAAACAUGAAACCUUUCAUGCCAAAAUUCGUAAAAAAAUGUCAUUCUUUUGUCAAAUUUCAAACUAAAAGUCCCUAUCGUGUUUCUGCAAAGCGCGAGCUAGGAGUGCCGCAAAUAUGUCAGAAAAGAUUAUCCCAAGUUUGUACCAAGUCUCAUCAAAAUCUGAGCGUCGUACUUGGAGUACUUCCCUUGUAAGGUCAAUGAGGCCUAGAGGGAUGCAGGGAUCUUAUUGCUCACUCAAAAAGAUUCAAACCGUUUUUUGUAGUUUUGACUUGUUUAUCUUCACUUUGCGUAGUACUCAGGGGCGUAGCUAGGUCAAGCCCCCAGGCCGGGUCGAAGAAAACAAAUGCUAAGGGGAACCAAGGUCAUUUUAAACUUUGCAUGGUGGCUCUCCAGGCGGCCUCUAACUCCCCAGGAUUUUUGGCCAGCUACGACCCUUGUAGUACUGUAAAUCAGUAAUGUUUUGAGUCUUUUCGGUGGGAAGUUUUUAGAGGUAAAAAUUGUGAUCUUACAAAUUGGCGCUAUGACUUUUCGGGUCAACGAUACUAUGGAUCCCCUAGGGCCGUCGUUGUGUGCAUAAGGGAGGCUAGGAAGCUUAGUUAAUAGAAAUAUUAGUAAGAUUGAUCGGGAUAGCUUAUCACCUAUUCUGUGGUACCUACAUCUGUAAUAUCCAUAUAAAAGCUACGGAUCUUCGUUUUGUACCCGCUUGACAUGUUUCCGCGCAGUGCGAAAACACGUCAAGUUUUUUUGGUUCGCCUAGCACAAAGUCGCACGUGCAAGAUGCUUUCUUAUGUUUGAUUUCCUACCAAAACAGCUCAAAUUUGUAAGAUUAUCCGCGAAUAUUUUCUAUUUCCAUCUUGGCGCCCUCUGUUCUUAACACAAGCACGAGGAACUAAGAUAGCGGAAGGACAAAAAACAAUUGCUAAUCCCCCUUCCUAAGCUACAUUGCAUUGCUCUUUCGAGUGUACGGCUCUGACUAAUUGCGUGUAUGGCUGGACAGAGUUCAAAGACGAAAGUGUUGCUUUGAACGCUAAGUGCGGAUUUGUACAUUUAAUGGACCACGUGCGAGCAAAUUUUUAUGCAAAUAAUUUUUGGAUUGGUAAUAGGCGGGCCAAGGUCUUGGCAUGGUUUCGCUCUCUGCGGGCGCAUACAUUCGGCGUUGGGUGUCGCGCAAUAUAACUUCGGCGGGGCGCGAAAGAAAGGUACUGUGCUUUCAAUUGCCCUUUUAUAAUAAUAGAUACAACUUUUUCAAUACACCGUGAAUUUUACUCAUGGCCGCGCGACAGGUUUUUUGCACGACGCGGCAUUUUGCGUAAAAAAGACUUUUCGGGUGCGCUGGCGUAAAAUUGCAUGUCGGUAGUGCAGAAAACGGGAACUGUGCAAAAUUCUACGGACUUUAUGACGCAACUAGUACUAUCUACAAAAGACCAAAACCGGUCGGCAAAAUUUUCUUUCCACCUUUUUUGUAAAAAGAGUGCACAAAAAGUGCAUCAAAUGAGAAGAUGUUUUGUAACAGCACGGUGAUGUGGUGUUAUUAUUAGGGUGUCUCAUAAGUCUCCAGUAUUUUUGGGUAGUCGAUUUGUGCAAAUUCAUGUGAUGUUUCAAGUUACGAGUACGUGUUGAGCAUACGGUUUUGAAGCUCAGAAAUUGCGCUUUAUAACCGUGUAUGACGACGCUGCACAAAAUCUACCUGCUGGCUACACUACCCCAAUGUUGUACCAGACAUUAAAAAUGUUUAUCUGCUGUUGUUAAAACGGGUAUAUUUCGGAAAAUCAGAUGUGAACAAUAACUAAACGUGAAAAUUGGACGUACCAGGGCCCUAGGUAUUCUUUUAAUCAGCGCUGCAACGCUGGCGGGGGUAGUGGUAUAGCACACAUGAAAACUGAUGCACUCAUGUUUUUCAGACCAAAUUUUCUGAUGUGAAUAUUCGAGAAUCCUCUUACUAAAACAAAAUAGAUAUGUCAUUGUUUAGAGCCCACUGCACUACAAUGUUAUUUGUACUCAUGCCAACUUUUUUGGUGUUGAGUAAACACACCUCAUUUUUUUCAAAAUUUUUGGAUAGUGGUGAACAAGGUAUCCAUCUGAACUGUAUUUAGAACGCAUGAAUGUUAUGUUAUUUUCUAUCCGCUAUCGGCGCGACCUGCGCAGCCACCCUCAAAAAUUUUCAUGCGCAUAUGCAUGUACAUCAUGAUAUUGACCAUGGCGCGUGAUACAUGAAGCCUACAGGACAGCGUCGUAAGAAAUAAUUCAGUGGGAAACACGACUUAUUUAGGAACAGGGGGCUUAGUAGAUUUAUUCAAAAGUGCAAUUGCAUAGGUGCACCCUCACUUUCCAAAGAACGGAAUUGUUUUCCCAGUCCCAAAGAAUGUCACGUAUUGAGGGCAUGUAAUUGGUCAAUUUUUUAGACUAUUUUUACGUGUAAGAGAUGCUGAUUUUAGCAGGUGGAAAGAAAUUUUUUUUGACCAGUGUACUAAUAGGGUCUUUAUCAGUCCGUCUGGAAAAUAAUGUAGCUUCGUCGCGAAUUGAGAUUGUCCAUCAUCGCUUUGGUCGUCCACCAGUCAGCCGCGGCUGGAGAUUUGGUGCGCGACAACGACGAGACACUUCGCUGCGUCAAAUCGACAUUAUUUUCCAGACAGACUAAUAAAACAAUUUUUGUAGUAUACCAAACUGUCAGCUCGGAAUAAAUUCCUUAUCAGUCUGCCGGGAAAAUAAUGAACACUAUGUCGCGCCAAUCGCGUCGCUGAAAUGAAAAGCAAUUUGAUUUCUCCGCGACACAGUUCAUUUUUUGGCGGUAUGCGAUUUUGGAUGCGACAGAGUGCUCAGUAUUUUCCCGACAGACUGACAUAAAGUGUACUCAAUACGCGGAAAAAGGAUGACGAUACGUUUUUGAACACAAACAUCCCCCACGUCCCUAAUCGGCCCACGUUUCAUUUUAAUUAACUUGACUUGAGUAGAUCUUGGGUUGUUUUUCCAUUGUUGUUUUUCACGGACAAAGCCGUUGCGCGUAUUGUAAUAUCAAACAUCAACAUCAUUCCACUUUCAGCGAAGGAAUGACUUGGCAAGAGACGGCCGAAGAGUUUAUGCCUUACUAUAGCUACACUGCCGCGGCCAUUUCCUACGUCCUUAAUCUGCUGGUAAUUUACUUGGCCAAAACACAAAUGAACAAAAACACGGCGGAGUACAAAACGAUCAUCUUCCUCAACUGCGCCGUGGAUUUCAUUUUCAUCACCUGUAAUGUAAUGACGGCUACGGUAAGUCAGAAAUAGCAGAGUUUGCAUUACAAUAUCAUGCGACAAUAUCCUUGUUUUCAAAUUUGCAGUCACAAAACACGUUUACGGAUUACACAUGGCCUCGAAAUUCGUCAAAGUCUCGUGUUGUAAUAGAAUGCCAAAUUCAGGAUUUCGUUUCAGAACAAAAAACAAUGAUUAUUUUUAACUUUUUAUGACUGAAAACAGUAAAACUCCUUCCACUUUACAAAAAGGAUAAAACACGUUCACUAAUUACGUAAAUCUCAAAAAAUCGUAUUGUAACAGAAUGCCAAUAAGUCAAGAUUUCGUUUCGGAACUCAAAGCAUAGGGUUUUUAACCCGAAAUUUAUUGAAAACUGCAUUUUCAGGUGGCCGAAGUUCAAGACGGCAAUCUGUUUCUGCUCAGCACCAGUUUUCUCGGCGACGUUCCCCAACCCUACGCAGCAAUGAUCACUUUCACAUGGCUAUGGUCUCUAUUGCUAACAGUGGUUACCGUGCCCAUCCAGUUCCUCUACCGAUACAGCCAACUAUGCCUAAAGGAGAAGAUCACAACCAAGCAGUACAUCCUUAUAUAUGGUGCAUUCGUUAUGGCGCUAGCGAUUCAUUGUGCAGCGGGAAAUUUCGUGUUCGAAACAAACCCAGAGGUGCUGAGAAAAUACGAAUAUUUGAUGAGGAGGAACCUACUGUACCAGAAACGCAUGCCGGUUUUCACAUUGGGGUUCAAGGUGAGAAAUAACUGGUUAUAUGUAAAAAUUCUUCAGUUGUGAGAUUAGAAAGCACCCCUCGCUCGAAACAACUCUACAUGUAAAAAUUAGGUGCCUAAAAGAACCUAAAAAACCUACUCUAAUUUUAAAGGGUCUGUUUUUGUGUCAAAUGUUACCUUUAUUGGUGCUACCUUGAGUUAGAAGUCAAGCAGUGGUCCGGUUGUUCCUUGCCGAUAGAUUUGGCUGAUUUGGGGACGAUUUCGUUUCCGGCGACGAGUUCGCGGUAGUGAAGAGUGAAGAAGGGCAGUAGAAUCCAAUUACUAAGAGAAUACACAGUAAAAAAGUAAAAUAAAACGAUUCCCUAUGUAAAAUCUAACCGAUAUCAAUCGAAGAUUCAACAGAAACUUUUUCUUCACCUUUGCCAUCGAAUGUUCUGGAAUGAAACGGAAUGCCAAGAAAAUCAGGGACUAUCGUUUCGAAAAGGAGUUUGUCGGUUGGCGUCUCACUGAAAACCAAGACUAUAGUUUCUAUAUUUAGUAAACAACCUUUUUUCAGGAUUCCCCAAUCCAAGCUCUUCACAUGUUGAACUGCAUGCUCAUUGUUGGCACUGCAUAUUCGAUUGUGGUUUAUUGUGCCAUCAAAACACUACGACAUCUAAAGGAAACGAGAAAGUCGCUGUCAAGGAACACAAUGGCCGCACAGAAACAGUUGACGAUCAUCAUGUUCAUGCAGGUACGGAAAAUUCGUAAUUUCAAAACUUCAAAUGUUACUUUAGGCGACAAACCCACUUAUAAUGCUGAAUUUCCCGAUCUUCCUGACUUGCAUUUUUACCUUGUUCAACGUUACGGUUACCGGGAUCGCGAUCUUCAUUGCACCGGUUGUAGCCUUCAUCCCGAUUCUGAAUCCACUGUGCGUAAUUAUUGUGAUUCCGAGCUUCCGGAAGUUCGUCUUUUGUCAGCGCGGAGGAAGGGAUGGAAAGAUUGGGACGAACACAGAUGUGUAUUCGAUACGGAACUCUACAUCUGAUCCACAUUAA
Messenger RNA from Bursaphelenchus xylophilus (pine wood nematode), 12943 nucleotides. Lineage: Eukaryota; Metazoa; Nematoda; Chromadorea; Rhabditida; Aphelenchoididae. The record is from the annotation of a GenBank genome assembly.